CUCUUUACAGACUGCUGCAGAUAAUUGAGGUUGAUACAUUGAUGAUUCCAGGAUGGCCAUACGUGUGAUUUUGUUACUAACACUUUUAACUGGGGUUAGCACCACUUAUUUGACAGCUGUCAGAAACAUUUUAACAGAAAAGGACAAACCACUGUACACUUGUGUUCCAAAGAAUCUUGCUCUUGGAGGCAUAGCUGUCCAGUCUUCCAGAUAUGAUGCAUUAACAGCUGCUCAAAAUGCUAACGACGGCAACAGGGAGUCAAUUUAUGCGCAUGGGUCAUGCAGCCAUACUAAAUACGACAGGAACCCCUGGUGGAGAGUUGACCUGUUGGACGUCUACAGGAUAACUAGGGUCAGCAUCACUAACCGUGGAGACUGUUGUGAAGAGAGGAUCGAGGGUAUUCAGAUCCGUAUCGGCAACAGCCUGGAGAAUAACGGCAACAAUAACAAGCUGGCAGCAACUGUUGGGCCCAUCCCACUUGGAGGCACACACACAUUUGCGUUUAAGCCUAUUGAGGGGCGAUACGUCAACCUUUUUAUUCCUGGACGCAGUGAAUACCUCACACUGUGUGAAGUUGAGGUGUUUGCAGAAAUGGACAAACCACUGUACAUUUGUGUUCCAAGGAAUAUUGCUCUUGGAGGCAUAGCUGCCCAGUCUUCCAGAUAUGAUGCAUUAACAGCUGCUCAAAAUGCUAUCGACGGCAACAGGGAGUCAUUUUACAAGCAUGGGUCAUGCAGCCAUACUAAACAGGACAGGAACCCCUGGUGGAGAGUUGACUUGUUGGACGUCUACAGGAUAACUAGGGUCAGCAUCACUAAUCGUGGAGACUGUUGUGAAGAGAGGAUCGAGGGUACUCAGAUCCGUAUCGGCAACAGCCUGGAGAAUAACGGCAACAAUAACAUGCUGGCAGCAACUGUUGGACCCAUCCCACCUGGAGGCACACACACAUUUGCGUUUAAGCCUAUUGAGGGGCGAUACGUCAACCUUUUUAUUCCUGGGCGCAGUGAAUACCUCACACUGUGUGAAGUUGAGGUAUAUGCAGAAAACGUGGAAUGAAAUGACGUUACACCACAGUCGACUGUUCUCCCCAAACUACUGUUUUCUAAGCAAUACUAAUAUUGCACUUUUUUCAUUGUUUUCAGUUUACUUACGUAAAAUAUCUAAAAUCCUAUCUUUGUUUAUCUUUGCUUUCAACAUGAAUAAAUUACUACAGCAUUGCA
Molecule: messenger RNA, 1221 nt
Organism: Labeo rohita (rohu)
Lineage: Eukaryota; Metazoa; Chordata; Actinopteri; Cypriniformes; Cyprinidae
Product: fucolectin-7
Exons: 10
Coding region: 53-1057 (334 amino acids)
Source: RefSeq, a predicted model, not a curated record